AUGGAUAUCUUUGGCAGAUGGUUGACUAACGAUGACAAAGAAGAGAAAAAAAGAUCCUGUGUUGUCACGACAUCGCAGGCCAACUUGACCUUUUACAACAAAAAAUAUAUAAAGCAAUUUCACUUACCGUUGUCAAUCACAAUGAUACACCUGGUCACAAAAUUCCUGUUAGCCUGGCUUGUACGUUCCAUCUGGCAGUGUAAGACUGGACAACCUCGCAUUGAGCUCACCUGGAUACCUUACUUAAAACGUGUAGCACCACCUGGUGUGAUCAGUGCUUUGGACAUAGGAUUAUCAAACUGGAGCUUUGAAUUUAUCACAGUUUCUUUGUAUACCAUGUGUAAAUCUACAGCUGUUAUUUUUAUACUGGGAUUUUCUCUAUUAUUUAAAUUAGAAAAAUUUAGACCAUCUUUAGUUUUGGUCGUGUUUUUUAUAUCUGGAGGUCUGUUUUUAUUCACCUAUCAUUCUACACAGUUUCACAUCAUUGGCUUCAUCCUCGUAAUGUCUGCAACAUUCUUGUCUGGUCUCCGAUGGACACUUACACAAAUCAUGGCCAACCGCAGUGAGAUGGGACUUAGAAAUCCUAUUGACAUGAUGUACCAUCUUCAACCAUGGAUGAUACUGGGGCUUCUGCCAUUAUCAGCCACCUUUGAAGGUAUCCAUUUGGGUAGUACAAAGCAGGUGUUCCGGUAUGAUAAUUCACUUGUUCUUCUGUCAAACAUUGGCCUCCUGUCUUUUGGAGCAUUUUUGGCAUUUUUUAUGGAAACAGCUGAAUUUCUUCUUUUGGCUAAUACUUCCAGUUUAACUCUUUCAAUUGCUGGAAUCUUCAAGGAGGUGCUAGUCUUGUUUUUAGCUGCUGAAAUCAACGGAGACCACAUCUCCUUUAUUAAUGGCCUUGGAUUUGGAAUUUGUUUGAUUGGGAUGAUGCUUCACAUUAUCUUGAAAACCAUUCACAACAAGGAACACAAGUUUGAAAGAGAAGCAGAACCCAUUUCAGAUGAGUUACUUGAAAUGUUGACUCAUGAUGGUAAUGCCAAUGAUACUGAUGAUGAGGAGGAAAGCAUUUUCAGGCAGUCUUCCUACAGCUGA
Molecule: messenger RNA, 1089 nt
Organism: Acanthosepion pharaonis
Lineage: Eukaryota; Metazoa; Mollusca; Cephalopoda; Sepiida; Sepiidae
Source: the annotation of a GenBank genome assembly